UCGGUACACAUGACUCCGAGUCGUCUGCUGGCGCACCUACGUUGCCUGGAGGUGAACGGCGCGGUGCCCAGCUACCGGCUAGAGGAGAUGGCGCGGCCGAAGCAUCGCCUGGUGCUGGGCUUGUGGCGGGAGCAUGCGGGGAGCCUGCCCGCUCAUGUGAUAGAUCGUUUCCGCAACCUCUUGCACGCGGACGAGCCGUUCGACCCCGACCAGGCCUACGCGUACUUCGCCAACCUUAGAAAUAGGGCCAGGAACAAAAACGCUAUAAGCAAGCGUGGCCCCCGAGGCUGCGGCGACAGGCAGCAGCGGUGGCUGCGGCGCGCCUGCCUCGCGCUCGCCCGUGGCAUGCGGCUGCGGCUUGCUACGCCCGGAGUCUACGCCUUGAGGGGGAGUAAACUGAGGCUGGCGGACAUUGUUCUGAGAGACAUGAGCAGAAGCUUGAAAGUCCGGACGCCAUCGCGAAAUACUAAAUGCAAGAAGGAUAAAUUUUUCGUCGAAAUGUCUGACAAGAUAACUGUAUUGAUUUACGACAUUUUGACUGAAGCUGAAGACAGAAUGCUGAUGAUGGACGUCGACGAAGAUGCAGAAUUGGCCGAAUAUUACAAGGAAACCGAAGAUAGCAUAUACCCGACGUGCCUGUGUGACAUGGGGCUCUGGCCUGCAGGCUACACGCUGAAAGACCCAUGUUCGAUGCACGACACGGACUUCAAUGAGCAACAGGUGCCUUCUACAAAGGUGCCUUCAACAGAGGUGCCUUCUACAGAGGUGCCCGCUACUGAGGAGCCUUCUACCGCUCCGCCUGGUGAUAUCGUAGAGAUAGAAUAUUCAGUGAAGAUACUGAAACCAGAUGAGCCGGAACCACCCAAAGAAGAUGAAACAAUAAAGAAAUCCAACGAGCCUUCAUAGAUUAAAAAUCCUCAAUUAGGUACACUUACCUUAAUCUCUUACUCUAUCAGAACGUAAGGUACUUACACCGAAUACAAAACACCGGGCUUUGGUCUGCCCGGUACUGAGAGACAUGUGUGUUAUCUCCGUAAGUUGACAACUACAUACAGCUAGCUACCACUUGAUGCAACUAAAAUAGGAUGAAAAAGCGUUCUGAUUUGUAUUGUAUAUUUAUAUAUUGAAAUGUGGCAUACGCAAGGAGGUGGAAGCAACCAUAUGUAUCUGAAUUAAGUACUUACAGUAACAUG
Plutella xylostella (diamondback moth) is the source of this 1193-nucleotide messenger RNA. RefSeq lists its product as uncharacterized. The record is from RefSeq and is a predicted model, not a curated record. Lineage: Eukaryota; Metazoa; Arthropoda; Insecta; Lepidoptera; Plutellidae.